Molecule: messenger RNA, 807 nt
Organism: Trichoderma virens Gv29-8
Lineage: Eukaryota; Fungi; Ascomycota; Sordariomycetes; Hypocreales; Hypocreaceae
Exons: 3
Coding region: 1-807 (268 amino acids)
Source: RefSeq, a predicted model, not a curated record
AUGUACAUGUACGAGUACUCCGUGCACCGUGGCUCUCCGACGGCGGCACAGCUUCGGCGGGCACGCACGUCCAAGGCGCAUUUGAUCCUGUUUAGCCAUUGGAGGGCCGAGGACGUAUUCGUAUGCAAGCACCUGAGCUUGGCGCCGUGGGAAAUGGGACAUCCAUUCUUUCACAAGCAACGACGCAGCGCGCACCAAUCCGAGGGCCAACCCACUUUCUGUGCGGAGGUCGAUGUACUCUCGGAGCACGGUCUGCGCCGGCUAGUACGGAAUAUGCAGCAACGGGGUCAUCGCCAGCCACAGGCGCAACGGCGCAGAGGCGCAAAGGCGCAAAGCCACCGCGAGAUUCCGCCAAAGCGGAAAGCAAGGAAAUGCGAGACGCAGGAGAGGAGAGGCCCAGAAGCCACCAUCGUCUGGGCGUCAGCCGCUGAUCUCUGUUGCAGCAUGCAUCACACUGGCUGGCCACGCCGUUGGCUAACAACGUCGGCCUCACUAUGGGUGCUAUCUCCGGGACAUCAGCCAUCCAGAUGGAACUGGUUCCGGCCUCUCUGGGGUACCCAUGGGCAAACAAGUGGUGCGAGUAAAUCCGAGAAAUACCACCUCACGACGCACUCGGUGGACCCUCCGUGUGCUCCGAUAUUUGUCCAAUUUCUGGUCCACCUUGGUCCCGCCUUUGAUCAACGCAAUCGCGGAUAUGCCAGUUACGGCGACUUGAGCCCCCGAAUUGUAAACAAGACGCCGUUCCUGUGUUGGGUUUUGCAUGCGAGUGUAUCCAAUGACGCCGAGCUCGCCUGCUGCGAGGACUGA